This is a messenger RNA of Clonostachys rhizophaga, 1089 nucleotides long. Lineage: Eukaryota; Fungi; Ascomycota; Sordariomycetes; Hypocreales; Bionectriaceae. The record is from the annotation of a GenBank genome assembly.
AUGGCAGUUCAGUCAAGCACCGUCACAAACUUGGAAUAUGAGUAUCCUGAUGGCCCAAGCGAAAGGCUCAGUUUUGCCGAACUUGAGGCUCUCGAUUUGAGCAAGCUUGACCAACCCGGAGGAAAGCAACAAUUGGCUGAACAAGUUCUGGGCUUCAUCAGUAAGAACGGGUUUUUCUAUGUAACUGGGCAUGGUUUCUCUGAUGCCGAGGUGCGGCGACAGUACGCCUUGGCCCAAUCUUUCUUUGACCUGCCGCUGGACGAAAAGCUGCGAUACGAGUGCAAUACCGCAAAAGGAGAUUUCCGAGGUUAUAAGAAGCAGUCGACUGGUGAUCUAGCCGGCCGCGACAAUGAUGAGAGAUAUAACAUACCCAAGUUUACGCCGGAGCAUGAGCGGGAUCACCCACAAUUGAUCAAAACACAUCUUGCCGAGAUCCGCGACUUCUCGCUGAGGGUUCACAACAAUGUUCUUCUUCCACUCCUUCGACUUUUCGCCUAUGUCCUUGAGUUGGAAGACGAAGAGUACUUUGUUAAUCGACACCGAUAUGAGGAAAAAGGCCUCGAGUACUUGAGAUAUAUGAAAUAUCACCCCCGCACUAAAGAAGAAGAUGCAAAGGUUAACAACAUCUGGGCCCGUGGGCAUACUGACUACAAUACUUUAACCUUCCUUUUCCACCAACCUAUUGCUGGCCUACAGGUGCAGAAUCCUGAAGGCAAAUGGCAAUACGUCAAGUCGCCUAGAGAUGCCAUCAUUGUGAACAUCGCUGAUGCGCUGGAGUUCAUGAGCGGUGGGUAUCUUAAGAGUACUAUCCAUCGUGUCAUCCGACCACCGGAAGAACAAGCACAGAAGCCCCGACUUAGCUUAAUAUAUUUCGCUCGGCCUGAAGCCGACAUCAAUCUGGCGCCUGUAUCAAGCCCAUUGCUGCAACGACUGGGGCUGCAGGCCUCUGGGACUCAGUUCUCUCACCCCGUGACAGCUCAGGAGUGGGCGGAGGCACGAAUCGCGAAGGAUCACAGGUUUCGUGUUGGAUUGGUCAAUCAGCCUGAGAGAGAAAUUAUCGCGGGGGUUGAUCAGAAGUUCUUUGACUGA